AUGCAAAGAUCUUCUACCAAUAACCCUUCUUACUCAUCUUCUUCUCCUUCUUCAUCUCCAAAUUCACCAUCUCAUUCAUCCAUCACUGUUCAUUCACACGUUGCAUCAUCCACGGACUCCUCUUCUUCCUUCCAAUCAUCAUUCCCAUCUUCUUCUCCUUCUCGUUGUUUUGGUCUCAACCUACUCGUUAAGGCAAUCCAUCAAGUUACAGCAGGAUCGGUAGUUGGUGUCCCCUACAUACAAAGAAGAAUCCUAACCAGAAGAAGGAGACCCAUCCAAUUCAACAACCUUAUUCUCACUACUACCGAUUUACUAUCCAAAUCGAGAUCCAAAUCAAAGCCAAAAGCGAAAAGACAGAGGAGAGUUAAUAUGACAAUGCCCUCUAAGUACAGAGACUCUGUUCUUCAGCCAUUGACUCCCAAACGACGCUCAGAGAGAUCAUCCGCAGUUAAGAUCAUCGGUGAACAGUUUCAUUAG
Lactuca saligna is the source of this 477-nucleotide messenger RNA. Lineage: Eukaryota; Viridiplantae; Streptophyta; Magnoliopsida; Asterales; Asteraceae. The record is from the annotation of a GenBank genome assembly.